AUCCUCUUUUGUGCACAAUAAAUAAUGCUGGUGUGUUUGUUAUAAAUCAGUGGCAGCAUGUGAAUCUGAAAGCACUCUUACUGAUUUUGAUUUCUUGUUAACUUCUCAGAUCCAAGGAAAAACUGUGAAAUCAUUAUCAGGAUGGAUUCAUUAGAAAUCGACGACGCCUAUAUAAAUAAGAACUUAAGGAUGGAUGACCACAUUAGCAAAGUGGAUUUUCAGAGAAGAAAGCAGCCCUCUAGAUGUAGAUGUACGAGUGUGUGUCUUGGAUUACUGUGUGCUAUCCUGUUGGCUGGUAACAUUGGACAGAUUUUCUACUAUGAGAUCAUCGACCGCCUCACGUCCAGUUACAUUCCGGAAAAACUCAACAACACAGAAGAAGACCGACUGCAGAAAUCUUAUGAUGCUUUAACUGCAGAGAAAAAACAGCUAGAGGUCAGACUGAACACCAUGACUAAAGAAAACGAUCAGAUGCAGACAAACUUUAAUAACGUGGAGAGGGAUCUUGAGGCGUUACGGACUAAUCACAAUGACCUGACAGCAAGAAACAACCAGCUACAGACCAAUUACAAUAACCUGCAAAGAAGUAAUGUUAAGUUACAGACUACUUUCGACCAGGUACAGGGGAAUUACUCUUCACUGAAGAGGGACAAGGACCAGUUACAAGCAAGUUACAACACACUGAAUAUAAGAAGAAAUCUCCUUCAGAUUGGCUACAACUUGUUACAGAAAGACAAAGAGCGAUUGCAAAACAGUUAUGACAUUGUAAAAACGGAAAAAGAGCAGUUACAGACCAAUUACAGCAGUCUGGCUACAAGUGAAGAGCAGUUACAGAAGAAGAUCGACAAAGCAAGAAGAAGAAUGGUCUGUCAGACAGGCUGGCAGAAGUUCGACCUCAGCUGUUACUUUGUUUCAACUGUGAAGAAAUGCUGGCUAUGCAGCAGACGAGACUGCGUCGCCAAGGGAGGAGAUCUGGUCGUCAUAGACAGCAGGGGUAAACAGGAAUUUAUCAACAGCUUACUGAAGAAAGGAGAACAUGCCUGGAUUGGUCUUUCUGACAGGAUCAUAGAGGGAGACUGGACAUGGGUGAAUGGGGACCCAGUCACCACGACGUACUGGGAGCCUGGGCAGCCAAACAGCGUAUAUGGGGAGCAGGACUGUGCAACUUUCAUGCAGAAAUCAUCUGGAAUGGGAGAAUGGAACGAUUUAGGCUGUGAUAAUAAACAGAUCUAUAUCUGUGAGCUAUAAGCUCACAAUGAUUUACACCUCACUUACAACAUGAUGCUAGUUUGGGUUUUUCUACCCUGCUCCUGUUCUGUCUUGUGUUCAUCCCUCACCGUUUUAUUACGGUGAUAGUUGUAGUCGACAAAAUUACGCAUUUGUUUGUAGACUACAACUUUUCAUUCUUUUUCUUAGAUUCCAAAUUCCAGGAACAAUGGGUCUACUCUGGUGGUUGUUGUGGGGGUUUGUGAAUUUUAUGUAAAAACUAUAAAAAGACUCUCAAAGUUAUGCAGCCAACAUUUUUACUUAUUUGUUCUAUACUACAAGAGUACUGGAGUUUUGACCUCACCAGAGUGCCAGAUCAUUACAAAAGUUAUUUUGUAACACCUUUCAUAUAGAGCAGGCUAGACGAUAAUCUUACUCUUAAAUGAGUUACAACUGUUUAAGCUUUUGUUUAGCUUAAAGAAACUUAAAAUAUAUGUAACAAAACAAUCAAAGCUUACCGCUUCAUUUUACUGUUUUAAUGACCAAGUGUGUAUAUAAUGCUUAUAAAUGUUGAAUAAAGUGUUUUCUUUUCUUUAUCCUCUACAAAAUGUGAUUCAAUUUAAAUAUUAUUCCAAUAAGAAAUCAGGUUAAAAAAAAAAAAAAAGUACUGCAUGUGAUUCUGUAAACUUGAUUGUAUAAUGUUUGAGAAAUUGCUGUGGCUCUGCUUCUAAUUUCCAACAUACUUUUAAACUUUGUAGUUGCAGACCUGAAAUCAGAUGGCAGUUAAUUUGCAAAAGGCUUGUUUUAAAUAACCAGUGAGAAUUUAAAAUAAAUGUUCAUUGCAUGGUUCAAAGAUGAUGAUGAAGAUUUUUGAUGAUGAAAACAAACGAUUAAAGACUUUUCCAGUCAGAAAA
This is a messenger RNA of Larimichthys crocea (large yellow croaker), 2120 nucleotides long. Its product is annotated as low affinity immunoglobulin epsilon Fc receptor. Lineage: Eukaryota; Metazoa; Chordata; Actinopteri; Sciaenidae. The transcript is spliced from 7 exons. The record is from RefSeq and is a predicted model, not a curated record. Bases 142 to 1248 code for a protein of 368 amino acids.